CAGGAAGUGAGUGAGAAAAAGACGAGCUACGUGUAACAUAGGAAGAGAUCAGCGAGCCCCUUCUGCUUCCUCUUCUGCACCUACAGCACAUUACUGCUGAUCAUCUUACCCUGACACUAAGGAUGCAGGACGUUCUGCUCAAGGCGCUUGUGGUGGCUCUGGGCCUCCUGACGUAUCCGACGGACGACCCCGGGGUGGGGGAGCAGCGGGGGGGAGGAGGGGACGCGCCGCGGUACGAAGCCGGGCCGCUGGAGGAGGAAGAGCAGCGCGACCUGGAAAUGGCACCUGCCAGCGACGACGCGCGGCCUCCGAGUGGCGCAGUGAACCCAGAGAAGGAAGAACACGGGUCCGAUCGGCAGGGACGAGGUGAGGAGCCCGGGAGGCCAGAAGCAUCAGAGGCCCAGAGCAAGAGGGCACCGAACGGAACCGCCCAGGAGGCCGGCGCUGACUGGGCGAAGGACUUCCUCUGCUUCAUACUGAACACCUUCUCCGUUGUUUCCACCGUCUGCUUCUUGGGGAAAUGUCUGACACACGCUUCCCCAAUGGUCCGGGCCCGAGCCGAGGCCCUCCUGCUGCCGGACAGCGCCACGCUGCAGGACUUCCACGCCAGGUGCGUCGUCGCCUCCAGGACGAAGUGGACGGAGGAGGAGUUUCUGGAGGGCUUCGCGAACGACCUCCUGGAGAGCAUGAGGCUGGUCUGCGGCGGCGGCGGCGCGGCGCUGGGCGACUUCACCGUGGCCGACGGGGCCGACUUAAAGGUUCCCCUCACGCUGCCCAGGCCGUUCCGCUUCCAGUGCGUGCUGGGGAACGAGCAGGCGAGCCAGCUGCUGCCGGACAUGCAGGUCUGCGGCCGCAUCGAGGUGGUGGAGGAGGAGGAGGAGGAGGGCGCCGGGAGCUGCCCCUGCCGCUCCUCCGCCACAGGCGACGACAUGGUCUGCCUGCUGCACUGCGACAAAGCCCCGGCAGGAGCCGCCAACGUCUGCGACGAGCUCUGCUCCAAGGGGUUCCUGUCCAAAUCCCGGGUGGCCAGGUGGUUCCGGGGCGCGAUCAGGCAGGCGUGGGAGCAGAUCGCACACAAGUACGAGGUGGAGCUCAGCAUCCGCUACGUUGACGCCCCGGGUGCUUUGGCCGUUCGCUUCAGGUCGGGGAGGGUGCUCCGCUUCAGGCUCAACCCCGUGGUUAAAUUCGACAACAACGCACACUUCUACAUCACACCCCGCUCUCCGAGGGAGUCCGACACGCUCUGGACGCUGUCGCUGAGCGGCUACGAGGACCGGCUCCUCCGCAGCCUCUCCGCGCGCCUGCCGGACGAGGCCUGUCACCUGCAGACGCUGGAGAUCGCGUGUUUCCUUCACAGGAGGCAGACGAGCCUCUUCAGGAGCGACACCGUCGGCGACCGCCACUUCAGGACGGCGCUGAUGCACCUGCUGCUGGACGGGCCGCCGUCACAGUGGGAGGCCAGCGCCGUGGCGCAGAGGUUACAGGACUUGAUGGGCUUCAUGGCGAGGAGCCUGGAGAAGAAACUGCUGCACCACGUUCUUAUCGGGAACCCCGCGGCGCGGAAGUUCGUCCAACUUCCUGCAGAGUUGACUCGGGCCAAGCCGGUAAACCUCUUCCAUCCCCUGGUGGUACAUGACUGCAUCUACAAGAACGCUGCCAUGCAUUUUAAGGAGACGCUCAGAAACGCACACAUGCUAAUACAGGAUUAUGUUGAUUAGUGUACAGACCGGUCUGUGUGAGAAAACGUCAGGUUUCCAUUAAACAACUGUUUUUUGGUUGAUAAUGAAACAGCAACAAACAAAACAGGUACAAGAAAGUGACUUUAUUUAAAUAAAUUGAUUAUUUUUGGAAAUCAUGCUCCCAGUAGGUUAGAAAGUCUUCCUGCGCCGGUGAGUAUGGGUCCUCUAAACUCACUCCAGUGAGUGUCUCCACUGCCUCCUCUUCACUUAGGUCAACAUUCCAGGAAUUACUCAAGGUCAUCCUCUUUGAAGCUGAGGGAAGAAAAAAAAAAUACAUUUUAAGAUUGCGCAAAAUACUAGUAGCAGCUGAGGUAGAGCUGUGCACCUACUUUAACAUUAGCGUAAAGCUCAUUUCAUACAACCAGUUUCACUAGAGGGUGCUUACUGACCUCUAGGCUGAACUGAGGGGCAGGUCGAGUUGCAGCAGGUGCACACAGAGUCAUCGUCAUCAUACAGCCCUUUCCACCUAAACCAAAACAAUAAAACCAUCUUUCACAGAACGCCACUGCAUCGCUCUCAGGCAUUCAGCACCAACUCACGCUGCAGAGGCUGCGUCGUAGUUGCACGCCUUCAAGGCCGGCGUUGCAGUCUGCGGCCCCACAGCGAUCUCACAGUGCAUGUAGAGUUUCUGAAAGGCGUUAGAUUUCAGUUUAGCAUCCUAGCAUUCGAUGCCACAUACCUCUGCGGGACUUGUUUGCUAGUACCUGUGUUGAAGACGAGGAGGAGACCGCGUCUUUGAAAAUGAAGGCGGUCACUCUGAAUCGCAGUGAAGUCUUUGAGGCACCGGUGAGAAACGCCGACGUGGCAGACACUUUGCCAUCAAUCAUACAGCUGGAAAGAGGAGCUCACGUUAACCUCUACAGGACCCGAAGAAGUCAACUUUAGUUCUGAGUCAAAUCCACCUUACCCUUGGUUGUCAAUGAGCGUGUAGGAAGGACUGGAAGUGGGGUUUGGAGAGGCGGUCACGAAGCACUUGUUGAUGUAAAGCCGCUUCUGUCCAGAGUUCUGUGGUUGCUUGGCCUCGAAGUACAUCAACUCGCCCAUAGUGUAGGUUUUAGAACCAGGAAUCGCGUUCCCCAUCGCUGAGAAUGAAUACAAGUCAGGCACAAUUUAUUGCAGUUAAAUGUCUGCAGCACAAUUUAAUAUGCUUUAAUUUGCAAACUUUUCUAUAGCGGCAUUAAACCCAAAUAAAAGUGAAUAAACUGAACAUGUCCAGUUUAAUUUAGUUCACACUCCUUUUGUAUGUGCACAAAUGUUGGUCUGCAAGUGCCUACUUUAAGCAAUCCCCAUAGUACACAGGUGGUGCCCCCUUGUCCUUUAAAUUUAGCUAAUGUGCAUUUACGUGUCUUGUAUUUACUGUUAAAAGCCUGUUUUUUAUUCAAUGCAGUUUAAUUUCCCCAUUGCAUGUUUGCGUAGUAAAAUACAUUUAAUAGUAACUUACCGUCUUGAGCGGUCAGGGUUAAACUGUUCAUAAGGUCAAGGGGUUUGAAAAUUGUGCCUCCUUGAAGUUUGGGAUGGAAACCAGUUUGAUACGAGUAAAAGUACCUGCAAAAGAAAAGUACACAUUUAAAGCAGCACUGUUCACUUAAUUAUCUUCUAUACAGUGCUUGAGUUUAACAUUUAUUAAAAGCAGCAAAUUAUGUAAAGUCAUCUGUGACAUUCCCACAACUGUGGCAUCAACUAAAGGAACUCAUGUGUUACCUGGGGUAUUUGCACAGCAGGGGAAUCGUAAAGGGCAUCUCCCUUACAACUGGAGUGGUGGGCUCAUAGGUGAGCGCAUUGCUGAUGUGCACAAAAUCUGGUUUACUCUGCAACAAGAGAAUGUUGGUUGGCUCUAAAUACAUGAUUGAAAUAACCUAAAACAUUAAAAAUCAAAUAAUCU
Messenger RNA from Betta splendens (Siamese fighting fish), 3621 nucleotides. Its product is annotated as inositol 1,4,5-trisphosphate receptor-interacting protein. Bases 123 to 1718 code for a protein of 531 amino acids. NCBI's taxonomy places the organism in Eukaryota, Metazoa, Chordata, Actinopteri, Anabantiformes, Osphronemidae. The record is from RefSeq and is a predicted model, not a curated record. Gene Ontology annotation, cellular component: membrane. The transcript has 2 exons.